Messenger RNA from Daucus carota subsp. sativus, 2043 nucleotides. RefSeq names its product 3-phosphoshikimate 1-carboxyvinyltransferase 2. NCBI's taxonomy places the organism in Eukaryota, Viridiplantae, Streptophyta, Magnoliopsida, Apiales, Apiaceae. Gene Ontology annotation, molecular function: 3-phosphoshikimate 1-carboxyvinyltransferase activity. The record is from RefSeq and is a predicted model, not a curated record. Bases 229 to 1806 code for a protein of 525 amino acids. Gene Ontology annotation, biological process: chorismate biosynthetic process; aromatic amino acid biosynthetic process. The transcript is spliced from 8 exons.
AUUUUUUAAUUUAAAGAUUGAUUUUUUUUUUUUAAUAUGGGUAGGUGAGGCAAGUGACCGUUCAAGAUUUCCAGCAUCCUGCUAUUCUGCGCACACUCAACAACCCAAACCCCAAAACUAAAACUUCUUGAAAUCAAUCUGUUCUUACCAAACACAUCUUAGAGCCUCCAUAAACAAAACCCAGAAAGCCAUUUUAUACCAUUACCUCAAAACAAUUCGCAAUUGAAAAUGGCGCAGGUUAGCAAUAUGGCCAAGGGAGUUCAAACCCCUCAUUUUUGUGCUAAUUUGAGGAGACCCAAGAACCCCAAAUUUCAAAAGAUUGUAUCUUUUGGGUCAAAUGUUAAUGAUUUUGCUAAUUCUUGUGGGUUGAAUUGUAAAAGGGUUGGUUUUAGGCCUUUAGUUGGUGAUUUUAAAGAUAGGUGUUCGUUAAAGAUUGCAGCUUCAGCUGCCACCACCACUGAGAAGCCUUCGAUUGUGCCUGAGAUUGUGUUGCAGCCCAUUAAAGAGAUCUCUGGUACUGUCAAGUUGCCUGGGUCGAAAUCGCUUUCGAAUAGAAUUUUGCUUCUUGCUGCUCUUUCUGAGGGAACCACUGUUGUAGACAAUUUAUUGAACAGUGAUGACGUCCAUUAUAUGCUUGGUGCCUUGAGAACGCUUGGGCUACGAGUAGAAGAGGAUAGUGCAAGUAAAAGAGCAAUUAUUGAAGGUUCAUCUGGUCUCUUUCCUGCAGGAAAGGAAUCUAAAGAUGAAAUUCAACUUUUCCUUGGAAAUGCCGGAACAGCAAUGCGUCCGUUGACUGCUGCUGUCACUGUAGCCGGAGGAAAUUCUAGUUACAUACUAGAUGGCGUGCCCCGGAUGAGAGAGAGGCCAAUUGGUGAUUUGGUUACAGGUCUUAAGCAGCUUGGUGCAGAUGUUGAUUGUUUUCUUGGCACAAACUGUCCCCCAGUCCGAGUAGCUGGAAAGGGAGGCCUUCCUGGUGGAAAGGUCAAGCUUUCUGGAUCAGUCAGUAGUCAGUACCUUACUGCUUUGCUCAUGGCAGCUCCCUUAGCAGUUGGAGACAUUGAGAUUGAGAUAAUCGAUAAACUAAUUUCUGUACCAUAUGUUGAGAUGACCCUGAAGUUGAUGGAACGAUUUGGUGUUACUGUAGAGCAUACUGGUAACUGGGACAGGUUUCUGAUUAAAGGAGGUCAAAAAUACAAGUCCCCAGGUAGUGCUUAUGUAGAAGGUGAUGCCUCAAGUGCUAGUUACUUUUUGGCUGGUGCAGCAGUGACUGGUGGAACCAUAACUGUCGAAGGCUGUGGAACAAGCAGCUUACAGGGUGAUGUGAAAUUUGCUGAGGUUCUUGGUCAAAUGGGUGCUGAAGUAACCUGGACUGAGAACAGUGUCACAGUUAGAGGGCCACCUCGCAAUUCUACCGGAAGGAAACAUUUGCGGGCAGUUGAUGUCAACAUGAAUAAAAUGCCAGAUGUUGCUAUGACCCUUGCUGUAGUGGCACUUUUUGCGGACGGUCCAACAACAAUAAGAGAUGUUGCUAGCUGGAGAGUGAAGGAGACUGAGCGAAUGAUUGCCAUUUGCACAGAACUCAGAAAGCUAGGAGCAACAGUUGAAGAGGGUCCAGAUUACUGUGUAAUCACUCCGCCUGAGAAAUUAAAUGUGACCUCAAUAGAUACAUAUGAUGAUCAUAGAAUGGCCAUGGCUUUCUCUCUUGCUGCCUGUUCAGAUGUUCCUGUCACUAUUAGGGAUCCAAGCUGCACUAAAAAAACCUUCCCCGACUACUUCGAGGUCCUCCAGAAGUUUUCAAAGCAUUAAAAAAAAAUAUUUAAUUUGUACCAAGUAAAGAAAUUGGACAUGGAAGUGAGUUCAUGGUAAUCAUAGGAAAUGCCAUUUGGGAGGUAUACAAUGUACAACCCAUCUACAUCUCAGUUCUUUUAGCAGUGUUUAAAAUAUGCUUGCCAGAAUAAAUUCUCAAAGAAUGUGUAUGUUAAUGCCAACUGUAAUCUGUAUCAAAUUUUGAUCAUAUAAUGUUCAAGAAGAGUGAUUUGUACA